Molecule: messenger RNA, 3636 nt
Organism: Penicillium brevicompactum
Lineage: Eukaryota; Fungi; Ascomycota; Eurotiomycetes; Eurotiales; Aspergillaceae
Product: Pfs NACHT and ankyrin domain protein
Exons: 5
Coding region: 1-3636 (1211 amino acids)
Molecular function (GO): protein binding
Source: RefSeq, a predicted model, not a curated record
AUGUUCGACAAGCUCAAAAGCAAGCUUCAUCGUCACAAGAGUAAGGGCAAAAACGACGACCCUAAAGCAGCUGCCACAAGCAACCCAGGAAAAGAAAAUGAGCCCCCGGCCCCGGCGGCCCCGGCGGCCCCGGCGGCCCCCGAGACACCAAACCCAGACGAACCAUCUGUCGAACAGAAACCAACCACUGAUAUUCCCAAAGAAAAGACCUCGGAGAAGACAGGAACCCCGCCAAAGGACCGCUGGGACAUCGCUCUCAAGCAGCUUCCUCCCGCCAAGCAAGAGAAGUUGAGGGCUCUGGGAAUGGACAAGCUUAGCUCUGGCUCUGUCGAAUCCGAGAUUGAUGAUUUAGUGGGCCUCGUAAACAAGAAACAAGAAGAGUGCGAGAAGAAGUUCUGGCGUGUCUCGAUCGGAGACAAUGAUAUUGUUCUCCGCAACUAUACCACAAAGAUCGUUGGAUGGCUCGAGAAGGCUGGUGAUAUAGCAAUCCAAUUCGCUCCACCCCAGGCUAGCAUGCCAUGGUCGGUUGUCAAGUCAUUGAUGCAGAUUCCUGUGAUUGGUGAGGAACAAAUGGGUGCGCUUCUCGGGACAACCGAGGCUAUUGUCAGGAUCGUCAGCCGUGGCCAGGUAUACGAGCAAGUCUACCUUAACAAUGACUCCGAUGAAGCCGAAAGUAAGUUGUCGCAGGGCCUCGAGAAUGCUUUGAUCGGCAUAUAUCGCACUUCCUUGGACCUCUUGGCAGACUCGGGAAGUCUCUUUUCGCAAAAUACUGCUCGGCGUACGCUAGAGGCCAUUUUGAACCCCGGAAAUGUCUCGGGCGGCCUUUCGUCUCUUUCAGCGCAGGAGGAUGAGCUUCUGCGCGAUGUUCAAGCUUGCGAGACGCGUCGCAGUGCUGCAGCAGAUGAUCGGAUGAUCGGUAUGCUGGACUGUCUCAACGCCCCAUUGGUUCGCGUGGAUGAGAACGUGCAAAAGCUGCUCGAUAAGACAGACGAAACGGAUCGCCAAGAUCUUCUUGAGAAAAUCUCUACUGUCAAGUUUGGAAAACAUCAUGAUAACGUGAGAGAGACAAGAACUCCUGGCACAGGCGAAUGGCUGCUACAGAACGAGGCUUUCCAUCACUGGGAGGAGACCAGUUCAUCUGGCAUUUUCUGGCUUCAAGGAUCCCCUGGCACUGGCAAAACAUACCUCACGUCGCGAGUUGUUGAUCUCAUCAAGAGCGAGAUGGAAGACCUACCGCGAAACGAAGGAUUCGCUUUCUUCUAUUGCAACCGCAAUGAAGCCAAUCGCCGCGACUCGCUGUCUAUAAUCAGCAGUUAUGUGCGCCAGCUCGCGACUUCAGCGAGCAACCCCGACUCUAUGCAAACCAAGUUGAAGGAGCUUUGCAAGCAGGCCCAGCAGUCUGGAACAACAUUGAGCUUUGAUGCUUGUCAAGAGCAGAUUCUGGCUUCGUCUAACUUGUACAGCAAGACCACUCUUGUGAUUGAUGCAUUUGAUGAAUGUGACCAAGACUCGCGUGACAAGUUGAUUGAGGCUUUCAAUGAGCUUCUGGCAGAGUCAAAGAACACCUUGAAGAUCUACAUUGCUAGUCGUCCGGACCCAGAUAUCCAGUCCCAACUUCAAGAGGAGCAGCGGACUAGUCUAACGAUCCAAGCAAGUCAAAAUGCGCCGGACAUCGAGAGAUUCCUUGAUGAGCAGCUUCAAAAGCUUUCAAAGAAGGCUGCAUUUGUGGGAAAGAUAAAAACGAAGAUCAUCGAGAGGCUACUUGAGCGAUGCCAGGGAAUGUUCCAAUGGGCGUCACUGCAAGUCCACCAAAUCACACGAUGCAGAACUGAGUCCAGUGUGUGGAAGCGACUUGACAAUCUGCCAGAAGAUCUUCAAAAAGCCUAUGAUGAGAUUUGGGAACAAAUUGAGACACUGGAGGAUCCCGACAAGGAAUUCGUGAAGCGGGCCUUAAAGUGGGUUGCUGCGGCUACCGAGCCUUUGGAUAGCAAGUGCCUUCUAUCGGCCGUCCGUGUGGGCUCCCUUGAUGAUGGUGGGAUCUCGGAAGACGAGAUCGAUGAGCAAGGCCUGCUUUCCCUGUGUGGAAAUUUCCUGAUCAUUGAUCCCGAAUCUUACUGGCGCUUCUCGCAUCUGUCCGUCGUUGAAUAUCUGGAGGCAGCACAUCAGUGGAGCAAACCGCAAGCUCACUUGCAUGUGGCUAAUGCUUGUCUUUCACUGCUCAUCACAGCCUAUGAGAAUGAGGAUCCUUUCACUACGCUAAAGCACGAGACGGAGUAUGACUCCGAAGAUGAGGACAACAAGCCUCCAGAAUGGGUCGACAUCAUGGACACAGGGAAUCGAUUCCACCGGUAUGCUAGACAUCACUGGGUUGAGCACGUCCACGAAGCAAAGGUCACAGAGGACAGCCCCUUGGCAACGAGCCUGAAAAGAUUCCUCGGCGCACCCGAAGAGAGCAGCGUGCAGUAUCGUAGAUGGCUUGGACAAUUCCGAAAAGAAGUCUUCUGGAGUGGAGAUAUGCUCGAUUCCUCUGGCUUCCAGACAUCAGGAUUCGACUUGACUAAAUUCACGGACCGGGAAAGCACGUAUGCAUAUGGCAGCGAUCUUGUCUUUGCCAGCGAGCUAGAGCCAUCUGAUCAGCCUGUAUUUGCCAUGUGCCGAUUUGCUUUUGACACUAUUCUCACAGAAUGGUGGAACAGUCCAGCAAUUGACGUCUCGCAAAAGAACGAUCUGGGUCAUGAUCUUCUCACAAUAGCCACAAUCGGGGGCUCUGUAGCCAUCUGCCGCAGGCUUGUUGAGAAAGGAGCCCAAGUGAACUCGAAACAAUCGUUUUCCAUCUAUGGCAGUGCUCUUGUCGCAGCUGCAUGGUGGGGACAUACAGAUGUCAUCAAGUAUCUGGUUGAGGCUGGCGCGGACCCAAACAUCUAUCUCAACUCUCAGGAGGGAUGGGCUGACAGGGGAGACGAUGCAGACGGAGAAUCUUGCGAAGCCGAGGACGCUACUGAAUCAGAUGAGAGAGCCCCUGAGGGCUGGUUUGCAAGUCCUCUAGUUGCUGCGGUUGAGGAAAAUAACGUUGAGGCUACCAAAUACCUUGUCAAUGAAGCAAAGGCCGAUGUACACAAGAAGCUUACCUACGACGGCUACGGCAACGUUCUCGAGAUUGCUGCUUUCAAAGGCAACUAUGAGAUUAUCAAAUGUCUCGUCCAUGCAGGUGCUGAUGUGAACAAGCCGACAUUGCAUCCCUAUUCAGGAAGAAACAUUGACAGAGUGGUUGGCAACGGAGACUUGAAAACUAUCCGAUUUCUAAUCGAAGAAAGCGGCGCGGAUGUCAGGGCUCCGUUGCCAGGCAGCACGGUCAAUAUUCUCGUAAAGGCUGUCAAUACCAAAAAGCUGGAGAACGUCAAGUAUCUGGUGGAAAAAUGCCAUGUCGACGUCAAUGAAGGAUCGGAAUACGAGACUCCUUUGGUGGCAGCCAUAAAGACUGAGGACCUUGAUUUGAUCGAGUAUCUCUUGAAACGUGGUGCCGAUGUGAACAAAACAUGUGAUAACGGCCAAACAAACCCUCUCGCCCUCGCCACUGAGCGAGAAUACAGCGCCAUUGUACGCUUGCUGGUCGCAAACGGAGCAGACCCCAACUAG